Colius striatus (speckled mousebird) is the source of this 2857-nucleotide messenger RNA. It is a transcript of the gene IBA57, whose product is annotated as iron-sulfur cluster assembly factor IBA57. Lineage: Eukaryota; Metazoa; Chordata; Aves; Coliiformes; Coliidae. Gene Ontology annotation, cellular component: mitochondrial matrix. The transcript has 3 exons. The record is from RefSeq and is a predicted model, not a curated record. Bases 94 to 1113 code for a protein of 339 amino acids. Gene Ontology annotation, molecular function: protein binding.
GCCCUCCCUCCCGGCCGACACACACAAGAUGGCGGCGGCGGCGGCGGCCAGGGCCGGCGGGCCGCUGUGACAGCGUUCGGGCUCCCCGCCGCCAUGUUGGUGAGGGCGGGAGCGGCGGCGGCGGCAACGGCGACUCCGCGCGCCUUGCGGCGGUCGUGGCGGGGCGCGGGGAGCGGCGCGGGGAGCGGGCCGGCCGCCUGCUUCGCGCUGGGCCGGGCGCUGCUGGGCGUGCGGGGCGCCGACGCCGCCCCUCUGCUGCAGGGGCUCCUGACCAACGACGUCACGCGGCUGCUGGCGGCGGAGUUGCCGCGCGCGCUGUACGCGCAUGCGCUCAACGUGCAGGGCCGCUGCCUGUGCGACCUCAUCCUGUACAGGCUUCACGAGAGUCCAGAAGAAGAGCCACACAUCCUGCUGGAGUGUGACAGCGGCAUGCUGGACACUGUACAAAAACAUCUGAAACUGUACAAGAUCCGGAGGAAAGUAAACAUCACCCCUUGCCUUGACCUCUCUUUGUGGGCUGUCAUCCCUGGGGAGAGGACUGGAGACAUUGCCAGUUCCCUCCCUCAGUGUCCAGACCAGGCUCUGAUUUUAACACCUGACCCCAGAACAGAAGUGAUGGGCUGGAGACUGAUUGCAAAGAAAGGAGCAAAUCCAUCAGAAGUUAUCCCGGGGAGUCAUAUUGGAAAUAUUCAGGAUUACCACAGGCACAGGUACAAACAAGGAAUUCCUGAAGGUGUGAAAGAUCUCCCUCCUGGAGUAGCCCUCCCACUGGAAUCCAACCUGGCCUACAUGAAUGGCAUCAGCUUUACCAAAGGCUGUUACAUUGGACAGGAGCUGACAGCCAGGACCCACCACACAGGCGUCAUUCGCAAACGCCUACUGCCGGUCCGCUUCGCAGCCCCUCUUCCCAAGGACAGCAUCCCUGAGGGUGCUGAGAUCUGCACUGAGUUGGGAAAGUCAGCUGGCAGGUUCCGGGCUGGGGGAGGUGAGCUCGGUAUAGCGUUGCUGAGGUUAGCUAAUAUCAAUGAACCUCUCUGCCUAAAGAUCGCGGGGGAUAAAGUGAAGCUCACUGCAAGUAUACCCGAGUGGUGGCCAAAAACUGCUGGUAAAUAAAGGAGGGAUCACCACUCUCACAUUUGCCUUAUUGAGAAGGGUGUUUUGUGUGAUACAUUUGGGGAGGUGUCUCUGCCUUCAGCUGUUGUCUGUGGUGUUUGACGGGCGUCAGAGGAUUCCUCAAAGCAGGGCGAAACAGCAGCAACCCAAACCGGCGGUGGGCCACUGAACUGAGGACAGGAUGAUCAUCAGUUAAGUGUUGUGGAGAGACCUGUGCAGGGUACACAGGGAAAUGCAGCUUUUUUUUUGAGAGUUCCCUGUAUUUAAGGGGUUGCCACGUGUCUUUAUGUUGGACUGCUGCUAGCUUUUCAGUCCACCACUCGCCCAGAGCUGUGUUGGGUGCAGGAGGUGUUCGGGCUGAAGCGAGUGAAGGGAGCAGCAGUUUCCCUGUUGUAUGCACUGAAUGUUUCUGUUCACAGUGACCAUUCUGUGGUAUUAUCAUGUGGGGUUUUUCAGUGGAGAGCAUGCUGCUCUCAUCUUAUGUAAGAUAAAUACUCAGGCUAAAGUGUUCACUGCAAAUUACUCCUUGCAUUGAGCUGCUGCUUAAACUUAUUGAUUGGGUGGCUGUUUUUCCCACCUCUGUAACUGCCAAUGGUGAGGAAUACCUUGUACUUGGCAUUUCAGACCUUGAUUUUAAUAAGUCAUCCUGGUGGGAAAGCUCUCAAACAAUGUUCCCUUGCUUCAGCACCUGCAGAGGGAGCACAGCCAGCAGCAGCCAGCUCCUCUGCUGCUCCUCACCUCGGUCACAAACACUUCCCUCACUCAAACAACCGUUUCAGAGAGGAGAGUGGUAUUUUGCAGGAGGAAUGUGCACUGGUGCGUGCCCUGGGGUGACUAUUGUAUUGUUGUGCUGUUGCUUGGCAGAAUAAUCUCUUGGAGAACGUGCCCUCCAGUUGCCAACAACAAUUGAGGAGUGCAUUUUUUUUUUGGCAUCAACAUUUUUGCUCUGUCAUCUUGUACAAAAAAAAUCCUCCUUGCUUCCCUGAAGCCGUUGCAAGGGCUUACCUCAGUUCCUCCACAAAGCUGCUGAAGGGACAGCCUGUCCCCGUCCCUGACCUUUGCUCCUUUCCUCAGCCUUCAGACAGUCCCUGAAGAAGUGGUUGAUGUCACAUGUGCUCUUGGCUUAGGCUGGUGUUCCCGAGGGAGGAUUUUCAACACACUCCUUUCUCUGGCUGCUUCACCACCACAGUUGUUAGAGGAGAGUUCUCUGUACCCUUCGUACAAAAAUCUCUCCCUGCUGCCAUCCUCAGAUAAGGUUUUCUCCAUCCAUCCACUGUCCCCUGUGGGUUUUCAGAGCAGUCCAGUACUUCAGGGGUGUCUUUGCUGCUUUUUUUAUGGCUCCUGAUGCUCUUUGCACUUUUCCUUGCUUCUGCAGUCAAUGUAUUCCUCUGCCCUCCUCAAACCAACCAUCUCUGUGCCUGUUUAACCCUGCUGACCUGCCAUCAUUUAUAGGAGCCCUGUGUAUUUUUGUAUUGCAGUAAAUCCAUUGCACUACUGCUUUUGGAACAGUGCAUGUGUGAAGGGGCUCGAUGAGAGAUGAGCGGGUGAAAUCCCAUGCUGACCAAAAAAACCCCCUCUUGCAUGCAUAUCCAGACAUCCAAAGCACAUUCUGCCACUGUCUCAGUGUCACUGUGAAAGGAAUUUACCUGUGAAAAAUGCUCAUAUUGAUUAAAAACCUUUAUGCUUGCUGUAAAAAUAGUUUGUGGAAUAUCUUAUUAAAAGGUUGUUGUAUCAGUAAUCUAAA